AUGUCCUCGAACGCAUCUCACCUGCUGGUCACCUUCUCACCGGCUCCACCGUAUUCGCAGGCAGGUUACAGGGACGGAAAGCUUUACAUCGAUGGCGUCUUUGGCCUCGUCGUGGAUGCGCUGGCAGACUUCGUUCCUUUCAGCUACGACGUCGUGUACGACCACCGACUGUCGUUUGGAGUGCGCCUGCCCAAUGGUUCUUACACAGGCAUCAUCGGACUUCUUCAGAGUGGGGUGUGGGCAGUCCUCCUGGCCACCAUUCCGGUCGUGUCUGCGGCUCUAGCCUUCGUUGAAAAGCGGAGGCCGCGGACUAAAGGCAGCUUCAUCUGGGAAAUGUACGAGAAUGCGUGGGACAUACUCCGUUCUUUCACCUACGAAGGGCACACGGCCCAGACGAAGAGCCACGGUGGGCGGCUCCUCUACUCGCUGUGGUGGCUCACUGUGUUGGUGCUCACGAAUGGCUUUGCCGGCCAGCUCAAAGCCAGCAUGGCCAUCAAGACAGAGCCCACGCGGUUCCGUUCUGCGGGUGAUGUCGCCAACCAGCCAGCGAUAAGGCCUUUGAUAUGGAAACACACAGUCUACGAGACUUACGUGCGGACAUCCGAAAGACCAUCUAUGCAAGCCCUGACACGACAGGUGCACCGACACGGCGGGUUCGUGCCCAUCGCCGAGUUGUAUUCUUCCGCUGCCAUGGAACAACUCUACAGCGGCCGCGCCGUCAUCAUCAGCGACCGUAUCGUGACCAUGAACAUGCUUUCCAAGCAGUGCCGGCUCACCGGAGGGAGGCUGUACGUUGCGCCGGAGCUGCUCUUCACUCGAUUCUUCACCGUAGCGCACUCGAAGCGUCUGCCUCCGGAGCUCGAGCGCAGGAUACACGCAAAAGUGACCGCCAUCAUGGAGUCCGGUCUGAACUUAAAGUGGGAAGACGACGGCAUGCAAGAGUGGCACCGCUGCCAAGCCAUGCAGCAGGCCGGCAGUUCGCAGGCAGGCGAGCUGUCGUUCAAGGUGCUCCGCUACGACGACAUGGCGGCCAUCUUCUCCCUGUGGGCCAUCAUGGCGGCUCUCUCCCUCGUCGCCUUUCUGCUGGAGCUGUGCGCCCACAGGACGUCGACACGACGCCAGUACCGGCUCCCGCGCAUGCACGCGAGGCGGAACGCCCGCCUCGCCCUCCAGGAUCCGGCAGCAGGAGGCGCUGCAGCGCCUGCCAACACAGGCGCGCGCCGCAUGCGGAUUUCGAGCGUGACGCGUGGGAACACCUCGGUCGUCAGUUUUUGAAGUCGCAACUAUAUGCAAGGUUCGCCGCGAUUGGUCAUUUGUAAUUCCUGAAUUCCAGAAACGCCCAUACUAGCUCGACAGAAGUAUGCAUAUGUGUUACUGCACCAAGCAUAAAGACGGGGAAUGCGGGAGAUGGAAAUUCAAGACGAUGAGCAAAACGUGAGCAAGGUGAAUGCAGGAGCCAACGUUUCGACAAGUG
Dermacentor andersoni is the source of this 1474-nucleotide messenger RNA. RefSeq lists its product as uncharacterized. Gene Ontology annotation, molecular function: ligand-gated monoatomic ion channel activity. Gene Ontology annotation, cellular component: membrane. The record is from RefSeq and is a predicted model, not a curated record. NCBI's taxonomy places the organism in Eukaryota, Metazoa, Arthropoda, Arachnida, Ixodida, Ixodidae.